GCCGCAUGGCACACAGCCCAUACUGGGGAAUGCGGGCCCACCACUAGUGUGGCAGGGGCCCAGGGCCCACCAACAGCGGCCCAGGCCGCGUGGAUCACCACAAGGCCCGGGUCAGGCCUUAUGGGGAGCCCAACAGGGCAAGGGGGGUUGCCCACUACCACCCAGGAGGGUGGAGCUCUGGCGGGCUCGCCCGGGUACAGGCCCCCACAACUACCGAGGCAACUGGCCGGGCCAGCAGGGAGUGGCCAGGAGAGCCAGGGGUGGCCCCCAGCUCCCACAGGGGAGGCCAACCGGGCGGUGCCCACGGGCGCUGCGGCGGGGAGGGAGGGAACAACGGCCGCACACAGCGUGGCAGCCCAGGGUAUGCCCCCCCCCCGCUUGGUUUCCAACAGGUGCCGGGACCAGGCAAUGGCGACAACGGGAUUCCGCAGCAGCAGCAGGGGAUCACACCAGGAGCUUCAGGCCAAGACAGCGCAACCACAAACUACAACAGCAGCGCAGUGGAACAGGUUCCGGGGGCUAGCGCCGGCAGCGGAGCAGGAGGGAGAGCGGUGCCCAGACCUUGUAUGGAAUCUGGUGCCUCAGAUGCCCUCCAGUGCAAAGUAUGGCUAAUGGGACACUCCUUCAUACACUGGGCGGAAAGGAGGGCCUCAGUUCGCCAUGCCAACCGCCAACUGGGUUUCCCAGUAUCUCAGGUGAAACUACACUGGGUCAGUAGAAGAGGGCUCAGGUGGGACGAGAUAGUACCCAGGGCAGUACAGAAAGCAAAGGAGUCGGGCCCGCCUAGUGUCAUUUUAAUCCACGCAGGGGGUAACGACUUGGGUCUGUGUCCCAUGAAAGCUUUAAUCUCCACCAUUAGGACAGAUUGUUUCAGGCUCAGAUCACUGUUCGAAGGUUUAAUUAUCAUAUGGUCAGAUAUAAUUCCCAGAACCCACUGGAGGGGAGCACGUUCACACAGGGCCAUCAACAGGGUUAGAAUAAAGGUAAAUAAGGCAGUAGCAAGCAACGUACAGAAGAAUGGAGGGCUAGUGGUCAGGCAUAGGGAAUUAGAGAAUAACAUGGCCUUUUUUCGCACAGAUGGUAUCCACCUGAAUGAGGUUGGGUUGGAUUUGUUUAAUUUCAAUUUACAGGAAGCCAUCACAUUGGCUUGGAAGUCAUGGCGGCGUAUGCAGAGCUGAAGGGGUCCAGCUCUGCAUACUAUGGCGGGUCCUUGUCAGUCUGCCGGGGAGGAAAGCUUGUUCUGGUAUGCCAGAUCAGGUAGAGUGGAUGGUU
Xenopus tropicalis (tropical clawed frog) is the source of this 1272-nucleotide messenger RNA. RefSeq lists its product as uncharacterized. The record is from RefSeq and is a predicted model, not a curated record. The transcript is spliced from 3 exons. Lineage: Eukaryota; Metazoa; Chordata; Amphibia; Anura; Pipidae. Bases 121 to 612 code for a protein of 163 amino acids.